Messenger RNA from Aspergillus chevalieri, 210 nucleotides. RefSeq lists its product as uncharacterized. Lineage: Eukaryota; Fungi; Ascomycota; Eurotiomycetes; Eurotiales; Aspergillaceae. The transcript has a single exon. The record is from RefSeq and is a predicted model, not a curated record. Bases 1 to 210 code for a protein of 69 amino acids.
AUGGCCCAGAUGCUGGUGGCGCAGCGCGCGGUGCAGAUGGCGGACCAUGGUCAGGUUGAGCACCCGGCAGAUGCCCUGGAGGCCAUGCGGGAGCGGUUCCUCCUCCCGGGGGUGGCUGCCCCCUUCAACUGGCUCACACGGGCUGCGCACGUUUGGCAAGCGCAUCCAGAACACCACCACCAGUCUGGGAUAUAUCUACUGGAGCGAUGA